AUGCAGUUUCUCGCCGCGGUUGCGGUCUUCGCCACGGCCUUCGCCGCAGUCGUGCGCGCGCAGAAUGCCUCCUCUUCGUUUGUGCCCGCGGCGUCGACGUUCUACCUGCCAGAUACAGAAACGCAGUUCUCGGUCAAUAUCGCGAGUGACUCGCGGGAUUUGUAUUUCUACUUUGCGAGUCCGGCGUAUUCGUGGGUUGGCGUGGGGUUCGGGGCGCAAAUGGAGAACAGCUUGAUGCUGGUCAUGUAUCCGGAUGGGAACGGCGACAAUGUAACGAUAUCUCCGCGCAGCGGCCGGAAAGGAGGCGAACCGACAUUCACCAGCAAUGUCGAGAUUGAGGUCCUCGAUGGUACGAGAGUCGAGGAUGGCAUGAUGAUCUUGCACGCGCGCUGCUCCGACUGCCGCGUCUGGCCCAAUGGAUUUCUCGAUGCUACGUCCCGGGCUCAGAACAUGAUCUACGCGUUUGGCAGCCCCUAUGCGCUGCAGUCCUCGUCGCCGUCGGCGGAUCUCAAGCGCCACGUGAGAUACGGGCACUUCACCAUGGACAUGACUGCCGCGACCGGCACGGGCGGAGUGCCGCUGAAGAGCAAUCUCAGCAACGGCGUGCAGCAACAGGGCAGCAUGACGAAAGACACCGACCGCAAGACGCUCGCGCACGCAGUCCUAGGGUGUCUGGUGCUCUUCAUCGUCUGGCCUCUCGCCCUCCUCCUCGCCACCUUCCUAAAAAACAUCCGCCUCCGUCUCACCCUCUCGAUCAUCGUCCUCGCCUGCCUCACCACCGUCUACGCGCUCGGAAUCUCCUCCUCGGCGCAAUACAACCGCUCCCAAUCCUUCACCACCCCGCACCAACUCCUCGCCCUCAUCACCCUCGCCCCACUACUCCUCCUCGCGGUCCUCCUCGCCCCCGCCCUCUCCGCACUGCACCCCGCUCACGGCCCCCUUGCGGCCCUCACCCUCGCCCUCCUCCUCGUCACCGGCGGUCUGGGCCUGCACCUCGCAGCGCAAACGCGCGCACUGGUGCUGUCCUACACGGGCCUCGCACUACUGGUGCUGGUCGUGCUAGCGUGCGGGAGCGUCAUCGCGCGGCGGCGGGCGCGCGACAGGGGCGCAGCGGAGAGAGCGGAGAUGGCGCUGCUGCGGAAGGGGAGCGAGGCGAGUUUCAAGAGUAGUCUGAAGGGGAGCGCGGGGAGUGCGGGGAGCGCGACUAGUCUUAGGGGGUUUCUGGAUGAGAGUCGCAGGGAGCCUGGGGUCGGGAGCGGGAGCGGGAGGGCAAGGGCCGGUGUGUAUGGUGGCGGGGCGAUGCCUGGGCCGCAGUACUUGCUGAAUAUGCAUCCGGGGGUGCCGGUGCAUUUCGGGGGGAGGAGUGCGUGA
This is a messenger RNA of Boeremia exigua, 1371 nucleotides long. RefSeq lists its product as uncharacterized. Lineage: Eukaryota; Fungi; Ascomycota; Dothideomycetes; Pleosporales; Didymellaceae. Bases 1 to 1371 code for a protein of 456 amino acids. The transcript has 3 exons. The record is from RefSeq and is a predicted model, not a curated record.